UUUGAAGCUAGCCGAGAUCCUGCCACUGUUGACUUGUAACGGACAUUGGCCCAACCAUUGUCCCAUCCACAUUGUGACAAAAUGCUUCGAACGCCGUGCGCACUUCGUCUCCUCCCUUCCCGAUCGCUUCACCGCUCCAUUAUUGCCCGUCUAGCCACCACCACCACAGCACCAGCAACAUCACAAGAACCUCCAUCAACGGUAAAGCCCAAGGGUCCCCCAGAACCGUCCUCUUGCAAAGAGGGCACCGUCCUGAAAGGUCUUAACAUUCUGAAAGACGGGAAGGACCCGGUCGCACUGGCCGAUGACGCCUACCCAGACUGGCUAUGGUCUCUUCUCGACCCGCCGAAAAAGGAUUGGACACCAGAGGAGCAAUUGAGUAGAAAGUAUUUGAGAAAAUUGACCAAGGAGAAGAUUAAAGCGAACUCUAUUGCGAAGAGGGCUCGGUGAUGGGCAGUGAUUGGUCGAUUGAUAGUUGGGUUGACGGUUCAUGUAUUUAUAGAUAAGCACUUUCAUUAUUGGAAUGGAUAUUUAAAAUGGUAGUUUGGCUUUAGUAUACUGGUGAGCAUAACACCCGUCGAAUCUUUUUC
Spizellomyces punctatus DAOM BR117 is the source of this 590-nucleotide messenger RNA. Its product is annotated as mitochondrial 54S ribosomal protein YmL37. The record is from RefSeq and is a predicted model, not a curated record. Bases 82 to 450 code for a protein of 122 amino acids. Lineage: Eukaryota; Fungi; Chytridiomycota; Chytridiomycetes; Spizellomycetales; Spizellomycetaceae. Gene Ontology annotation, molecular function: structural constituent of ribosome. The transcript has 2 exons. Gene Ontology annotation, cellular component: mitochondrial large ribosomal subunit.